CUGGGAUUCUAGUCCUUACGAGGUAAAUUUACAGUGAAGAUUAUUUCGCUGAAGAGAAUUUAUUUUGUAUAGGAAUUCGCCAGCACCGACAAAAGAAACGCUUUUGAAGCGUCAAUUAUGGCGCGAACCAUGUCGAUAGUGAAUAUAGCAGCUUUUGUCUGCUUGAUAGCACUAACAAGAGCUCAGGAUACGUCCCAUUUUUGUACAAAAAUUGAGAAUCGAGAAGAACCAUACAACGAAACUGUGUACUUCACUAAGUAUGUCACUGUUACUAUUAACUGUGACGAAAGCCUGGACGGUGACGUUUAUGUCAGCGAUUCGGGAGGUAACCAGUGUUUGUACAAAAGGUAUGUGGAAGUCCCACAAAUAGUGGGGAAAACCAGGGUAGUGCAGGUAACCACAGAAGUAUGCUGCGAAGGAUGGGAAGGCGUUAAUUGCAAUCAAGCCGUUUGCAGCAUAUCCUGUCAGAAUGGAGGCACAUGUGUAAAUCCAAACACAUGUGACUGUACAAGUACCGGCUACAGUGGCAGUUACUGCGAAUUACCCAUUUGUGACAACUGUCAGAACGGAGGUUACUGUCUAACUCCUGGGGUCUGCUCGUGUACAAGUGGUUGGGAAGGCACAACCUGUGAAAUUGCAAUAUGCAGUCCUAGUUGUAAGAAUGGAGGAGUAUGUGCAUUACCAAACCAAUGUAACUGUCCAUCUGGAUAUGAAGGAUACGAUUGUUCAGACAUGAUCGUCACCUGUAGUCAGACUUGCCAGAAUGGUGGUGAGUGCAUAGCAACAGACGUAUGCCAGUGUACGGAGGGAUGGGGAGGAGCUUGGUGCAGUGAACCAAUAUGCAACCCAGAAUGUGUCAAUGGUUUGUGUGAAGGCCCCAACUUUUGCCAGUGCUUCAUGGGAUACGAAGGGGAGCAAUGUGAAUUUGCUGUGGCAUUCGAUCAUGGCCAGAAUGUGUUCAAUUUUACUAACGAUGACUAUUUGAAUAAUACCGGAGUAUGCUCUGCCUGUUGCGGUUCACACAUCAGUACAUUUGACCACCGCGCCAUCAUCUUCCCCGGCAAGUGCCUUUACACAAUGGUUUCCGAGUGCAAUGAUGAUCCAACCUCAUACGGUGUUGACAUCGAAACAGAUUACAGUUGCGACGAGAGUGGGAACGUGUGUAAAUAUGCUGUACAUGUGCAUUCCGGUGGAGAUUUGUAUCAUUUACUGCCAAACUACAUUGUGCAUCGUAACGGUGUUCCUAUUAAGAUUCCAUACAGUGAUGGUGCCGUCACCAUUGAGUUUGUGGGCAUGUACACCAUUUUCAAUGGACUCAACGGUGCCCGAGUAUCAUUUGAUGGGGCAGCUAGUGUCUACAUGCAUAUGUCUGACUUCUACAGGGGCAGUCUUUGUGGUAUGUGCGGAAACUUUGAUCAUGAUGCAAGUAACGACCUGGUGAUGACGCCUAUGUACAGCCAUUCUGCCUCCUCUGAUGCAGAAUUUGGUAACAACAUGAAGACUGGUGAGAGAGAAGAUUGCCUUGAUGUUAGCCCAGAGCUAUCACACCCAUGUGCUAGACUUGCGUCUACUCCAUCCUUCAUUGAAUUGGCCAAAGAGCGGUGUGAUUACCUGUUGACAUCAACAUUUAGCGCUUGUCAUAGUGUCAUCGAUACAGAAGCAUACCACGGACUCUGUAUGUACCACAUGUGCUCAUGUAACUUUGAAGAAGGUGAGAUUUGCGAAUGUGACGCCAUUGCCCAGUAUUCCAGAGCUUGUGCUGCAAGAGGCGUAGUCCUCAAUUGGCGUAGUCCUGACUUCUGCAAUGCGCCAUGUACAAAUGGUAUGGUUCACAGUGAAUGUGGCUCAGCUUGUCCACGUGCUUGUGAGAAUGCUCAUUAUCCACCAGAAUGCCAGGACUACUGUGUUGACGGAUGUGUUUGUCCUGAAGGUUUUCUGUUUGACGGCGUGCAUUGUGUUGAGGUAGACGACUGCCCUUGUCUUCGUAGCAACGAACUCUAUCCAGUCGGGUCUAUGAUAGCAUCCGAAUGUAAGGAAUGUACGUGUUAUGGAGCAUCCUGGCAGUGUGAUACUCUUGACUGCCCCGGUAGAGGCUCACUUAUCGGUGAUGUCGCCUUUAGUACCUUUGACGGUGCAAGGUAUCGCUUACGUGGUAAUACACAGUACAUCUUGGUACAAUCAAAUGGUGCGGAUGUUCCAACAUUCUCAGUUUGGAUCGACAUGAGCAGUUGUAAAGAAUCAAUGGUCAGUGUCGAAUGUAUGGACUCCAUAUCUAUACAAGUUGGCUCCGACAGCACAUUGUUCAAGCUACAAAAAACUGGCAAACUUUCCCGUAAUGGUGAAGUAGUUGGAAUUCCUCACAACCACAUCAGUGAUCACCUUAUCCGUGUGAGACAUAUCUCAGAAUCAUUCAUCAGAAUUGAGACGGACAUUGGUGUUGAGGUUCUGUGGGAUGGUGCCGCUCAGUUGUAUGUCCGGCUAGAAUCGAAAUGGAAAGGACAUGUUGCCGGGCUUUUGGGUAACUACAACAGCAAACAAUCCGAUGACCAAACGACUCCCAAUGGUGUUAAUGAAAUACGAGUGUACAGAUUUGCCAAUGCUUGGAAAACCGACGGAUCUAGUUCAGAUCUGACAGAAGACAAUUACAAUUCUCUUGGCAUUUGUACAAUGACAUCAUCGUUAGAGCUUCAUGCACGAACUGUUUGUGAAAGUAUGUAUGAUGCACCAUUCAAGACUUGCAACCAAAUUCUUGAAGUUGAGCCGUUCAUUGAAACCUGUAUGCAGGCUGUGUGUGGCUGCAUGUCAACAUCACCGCAAGGUGAAAACUGUGAAUGCUUGGCUUAUUCUGCAUACGCGCACGAAUGCGCCCUCAGAGGAACAAUUCUUGAUUGGAGAAGUGACAACAUUUGUCCUAUUGAGUGCCCUGCUGGAAUGGACUAUCAAGAGUGUGGCCCUAGCUGUAAUGUUCGAUGUAGAGAGUACAGUGAGGAUUUCAAUUGCACGGAGGAAUGCAUUCAGGGCUGCCAGUGUUCUGAUAAUACGUGUAAAAGCUAUUGUGUUAAUCAGCAAUGGUAUUGUAUGGAAAUGCCAUGCCCAGCAAGUUGUAGGGCUUUUGGAGAUCCUCAUUAUGAGACGUUUGAUGGGAAACUUUAUGACUUCCAAGGUGACUGUGAAUAUGUACUAUCUGAGGACCUUUGUGGACAAGAAGAAACCGAGGGGACCUUUCGUGUGACAACUGAGAACGUACCGUGUGGUGUCUCUGGAGUAACAUGCACUAAGACAGUGCAUAUUGAAUUCAAAGGCGUGCAUGUUAACCUAGUGAAGGGUCAAGAACAGCCUGAAAUAAUUUACAAUGAUAUGCCAACAAGUACAGUGCAAGUUUUUAAAUCUGGUACCAGUUGGUACUUCAUCUCUAAUGACAGAAAGGUGAUGCUAAGUUGGGAUGAAGCAACUUCAGUUGAUCUCACCUUGCAACCUGACUAUGCUACCAAGGUUUGCGGUCUCUGUGGAAACUUUGAUGGUGAUUCUGGAAAUGAUUUUACCACUCGACAGGGAGAGAUCGAAUCUGCGGCUAACGUCUUCGGUGACACAUGGCGUGUGUUGACUAGCUGCCCAGCAACACCUGAAGAACCAGAUCCAUGCGAGGCCAACCCAGAGCGUCGCACAUGGUCUGAAUAUGGAUGCGGUAUCAUCAAGCAAUCCGUUUUUGCUCCUUGUCAUGAUGUGGUUGAUCCUGACUUCUAUUACAAAGCCUGUGUAAUGGAUACAUGCGGCUGUGAUAAGGGAGGAGAUUGCGAAUGUCUCUGUACUGUUGUUGCCGAAUACGCCAGAGUUUGUGCUGACAGAAACCAACUCAUUGAUUGGAGAUCUGAUGGAAAUUGUGGUAUUAUGUGUGAAAAUAACAAGGUAUAUGACCCAUGCGGUACACUGUGUGAACCAACGUGUUACGAUCCAAAUGCUGUUGAUAAUUGCGUGUCACUUAACGAAUUCAACCAAACUUGUUCCGAGGGUUGUCAUUGUCCAAAGGGGACUGUUUUGUUGGACGGUACAUGUAUCCCCGAGGAGGAAUGCGUUUGUGAAAAAGGUGGAUAUAUGAGAUGCUAUGGUCCAGGAUGCACAACACGUGUGACCACAGAGAAAGAACCAACCACUCUUGAGCCAACUACAUACAAGCCGACCACUCAUGAGCCAACGACACAGCAACCAACUACAGCAUGUUCAUGUCCACCAGAAUACCACAUGUGUGACUGCAAUAGCUGUAUUCCAAAUGAGAAUGUCUGCGACAAUGUGAUACACUGUCCAGAUGGUUCUGAUGAGAGGGAUUGUCCAUGUAUAGACAACGCCGGUGUGGCAAGAGAGCAUGAUGAGUGGUAUUGGGAGUCGCAAUGCAAACAUUGUCGUUGUAUAAAUGGAGAAACAGUCUGCAACAAAACAUGCACAGUAUUAUGUGAUCAGUCAUCAAUUCUCAAAACUUAUGAAGAUAAUGAAGAUAAAUGCUGUGAAUGUAUACCAGUGACAACAGUUGUAACCACCACUGUACAGACAACAUCAGAGCCUUGCAACUGCAACUGUAUUGGUAACUGUGAUGGCAGUGACACGUGCGAUCCACGUGCAGCAUGUGGCGCUCAUUGCAGUGCAUCUUGUGAAGAGGGUUACACAUGGAAUGGAGAGCAUUGUUUUAAGCCCCCUACUGGAUGUUCUUGCUACCACAAUGGCACAACUUAUGAGGAAGGGGCGGUAUGGGAAUAUGGAAAUUGCUACUCUUGUGUUUGCCGAGAAUAUAGGGCUGACUGUGAGCCUAGCUGUAACAUCAGGUCAUGUGAUGAAGGAUCUCAUCUUGUGGAAGGACUUGAAAACACUUGCUGUUAUUGCGAACCAAUCACUACCGUUGUAACAACAACUGUAACCACAACACAAAUUACAACUCCACAUCCUUGUCUUGAGGGUAUUGUGGAAUUGUCGAGCAAAGUAGAUCUGGAGUUUUCGAGUGUAUUGGAAUCACUACAACAAACACCUAACUUAGGUCAUUUUGACAGCUUAGCAUGGAGCCCUACUAGUAUUGAUGAGAGCCCGUUUUUUGAUUAUCAUUUGAGCAGUACGGAAAAUGUUAUCACAGGCUUGAAAAUCCGUGGUGACCUUAGCGGUGCACAUGUAACUUCUCUUACAAUUGGAGCUUACCAUGAUUUUGACCAAUUAUUUUUAAAGGCAUACAGUUUGGAAUAUUAUGACACUCCCAGUGGAGAGAACGAAGCAGAGUUGUCUUUUACACCACCAAUUCGUGGUGUCACUGAGUUAAAAAUUAUACCUGAAUUAUGGGAAAAAGCAAUUGCCGUACGAGCUCAACUGUAUGGGUGUGCACAGUUUUUCACAACGACUACUGAACAACCAACCACUACCACUGAACAACCAACCACCACUGAACAACCAACCACCACUGAACAACCAACCACUACUGAACAACCAACCACCAAGGAAUCAACCACAACUGAAAAAUCAACCACUGCAUUUUAUCCACCAACCACAGGAAAAAGGAAGGAAGAUAACCAAACAACUACAUCAAGAGUAUUCACUCCACCACCGCCGUCUACAACUGCUGAACAACCAACGACCACUGAACAACCAACGACCACUGAACAACCAACGACUACUGAACAACCAACUACUACAGAACAACCAACUACUACAGAAAUCAAGAAUCUGAAUCAAACUACUACACGCAAGGUUACUAAACUAUUUACACAAACUGAAGCGACCACAGAGAGACUAACCACAAAUCCUUGUGAUGAGGCCAUCGGUAUGGAGAGUGGCUACAUUCCUGACAGUGCCAUUGAGUACUCAUCCAAUUUAGGUGGAGCUGGACGAUUCAGACACGAAGGCUCGUGGUUGCCUGUACCAGAAGACACUCUUCGUUUUGUUUCAGUGUCUUUCCCUGUUGUGGUCGAGGUCACAGGUGUAAUUUUUCAAAAGGGCCUAAGUGGUUAUGUCCGUGAGUUUACUGUCUUCUAUAUUGAUGCAAAUGAUGAACUCCUUUCCAUUUUGGACGAUGAUCAAAAUGAUAAGGUUUUCAAUCCUGAGUACAGUAAUGACGGUAUUGCUGAAGUUGAAUUUCCAGAAAUGCUAAAUCUUAGACGUAUUACCAUCAAAGUAGGAGCAUUUGAAGACGCCGUCGAUCUUCGCUUUGAGCUUAUUGGCUGUCCAUAUGAGAACCCAACAACUACUGAAUAUCCAUCAACAACAAUGCCGGUAACAACCGAGCAACUGACAACCACAACAAAGGUAACUACGAGACGAUAUACACCAACAGAACAUCCAACAACGACGAAACCGACAACAACUGAGCAACCAACAGUAACAACAGAAAAACCACGAUGCGUCAGGCAAUGUGAAGACGGCACCAUGAUUCCAAAUGACAGUCUGAUCUGUAAUGGAGUCUGGAAUUGUCCUGAUGGCGCAGAUGAACAAAAUUGUGGAGGUUCGGAAACAACUACAAUAGCAUCUACUACUGCUAAUAUUCCACAAACAACCAAGUACCCUCGUUGUCCAGCAACAUGUGACUACGAAGUCACAUGCCAGGAGAUUGGUGAUAUGGUAUCUGGCCAAAGCUGGAACCAAAAUUUAAACAUACUACCAAGAUUUGAAUGCUUCAAUAGUUAUCAAUGUAGUUGUGUCGCUGGUGCUGAGCGUGAUUCUCCAAACAACCCAAAUUUUUCAGUUCUCAUUGGAUUUAAUUCUGGUAAUACAGGAUUAUGUGUUAGUCGUGAAGAGACGGACUGCGGAGGAAAUUGUAUAUUAGAUGCUGACACCAUUAUUGAUGAAGGAAAUACUGUCACACGCAAUGAGUGCGAAGUUUGCGAAUGUGUGUAUGAUGCUAAUGUUGACAAACUUGUUGCCCAGUGCAGCAAGCAGUGUGAUUUAACAAAGAAAGACUGCUCUCAGCAAGGAAUGGUUUUGUAUGCGCCUGUGGGAGAAUGUUGCAGAUGUGUUGAACAACAAGCAACCGAGCCACCAUUUACAGGCGCCUCGACUACGGCAAAUACUGGUGCCUCGACUACAGCUAAUUUUCCACAAACAACCAUGUAUUAUCCCUCUAUGUGUGUACGUAAUAACCAGACAUACGCCGAAGGUGAAUAUUACGUUGCUGCAUGUCAGCAGUGCACUUGUGUGGAGAAAAGCACCAAUAACUAUGCUUGGUCAUGCCAGACGCUCCUAGGCUGUUCUAACGAACCAUGUGUAGAGGGAACUAAACUGGAGAUUGUGGACAACUGCAAAACAUGUAAAUGUAAUCCAUUAACGAGAAUGUAUGAUCUAGACUGUGUUGACAAUUGCGACCUUACUUGUAACGAGAAUGAAGAGUUGGUAAGAGGGGAAGACUUUUGUUGCUAUUGCAAUUCUGAAACAACAACACAAGCACCAGUUGCUUCUACUACUGCUAAUGUUCCACGAACAACCAAGUAUCCUCGUUGUUCAGCAACAUGUGACUACGAAGUCACAUGCCAGGAGAUUGGUGAGAUGGUAUCUGGCCAAAGCUGGAACCAAAAUUUAAACAUACUACCAAGAUUUGAAUGCUUCAAUAAUAAUCAAUGUAGUUGUGCCCCUGGUGCUGAGCGUGAUGCUCCAAACAACCCAAAUUUUUCAGCUCUCAUUGGAUUUAGUUCUGGUAAUACAGGACUGUGUGUUAGUCGUGAAGAGACGGACUGCGGAGGAAAUUGUAUAUUAGAUGCUGAAACCAUUAUUGAUGAAGGAAAUACCGUCGCACGCAAUGAGUGCGAAAUUUGCGAAUGUGUGUAUGAUGAUGCUGUUGAACGACUUGUUGCCCAGUGCAGCAAGCAGUGUGACUUAACAAAAGCAGACUGCUCUGAGGAAGGAAUGGUUUUGUAUAAUCCUGAAGGAGAAUGUUGUAGAUGUGUGAAGGAACAAGCAACAGAACCACCAUUUUUUACAGGUUCUGAAACAACAACAUCAAAAACAGCUUCGACUACUGCUAAUGUUCCACAAACAACCAAGUAUUUUCCUCCCAUGUGUGUACGUAACAACCAGACAUACACUGAAGGAGAAUCUUACACUGCUUCUUGUCAACAGUGCACUUGUGUGGAGAUAGGCAAAAACAAUUAUGCUUGGUCAUGUAAGGCGCUCCUAGGCUGUUCUAACGAGCCAUGUGUGGAGGGAACUGAAAAGGAAAUUGAGGGCAAUUGCAAAACAUGUAGAUGUAAUCCAGUAACAAGGAUGUAUGAUGUUGAAUGCGUGGACAAUUGUAACCUUCAAUGCAGAGAGGUAUCGGAACACUUACAUGAAUUAUCACAGUCUAUUUAUUAA
Anneissia japonica is the source of this 8313-nucleotide messenger RNA. RefSeq lists its product as uncharacterized. The transcript is spliced from 57 exons. The record is from RefSeq and is a predicted model, not a curated record. Bases 118 to 8313 code for a protein of 2731 amino acids. Gene Ontology annotation, cellular component: extracellular matrix. Gene Ontology annotation, molecular function: protein binding. Lineage: Eukaryota; Metazoa; Echinodermata; Crinoidea; Comatulida; Comatulidae.